AAAGCGGAAGAAGAAGAACAACAACAUAAGUCAGAUAAACACGUGGUUCCAGUAGCCCAAACAUUGUUAUAUUCUGUUUGUUUGUUGGUCAGUUAUGCAGCUUUGUGUCGUUUGUAGCGAGCAUGUUCCUAAAUACAGAUGUCCAACAUGCAGAAUCAGAUAUUGUUCAGUGGGUUGCUUUAAAAGACACAAAGAUGAUGAUUCAUGUCAUCCAGUUAAAGAAUCAGAUCCAGCCUCCAGCAGCUCAACACCAGUCAACAGCGCUGAAGAGCCGUGGACUGUAGAGGAUCUUCUUGAUGAGGACAGUCAGACUGAUAAAGUGCCACUGCAGAGACUCCAGCAGCUGGGUGGUUCAGAGGCGCUGAAGGGGCUGUUGAGGAAUCCUCAUCUCCGGCGGUUAAUGAUGUCUGUGGACUCAGCUGAAGAUAAAGCCAAAGCCAUGAAAGACGCCAUGCAGGAGCCGCUGUUCGUGGAGUUUGCUGAUCAGUGCUUAAAAAUUAUUGAACCCACAGAAACCGAGAAAGACGAUGAUGAAUUCUGAUCCGAUGGAACGGUCUCAUAUUGAAUGAUUGCUAACGCAAAUGCAUCAAACUUUUACAAAAAUGUUGAGGUAAUAAUGUAAAAUUUCUAUCACAUCAAUGUUUUUGAAUGCAAACAAUGUAAUGCAAUGCAAAAAUUAAAAUUAGCUGACAAUGUUUUUCACCCUCAAACCAAUCCAAGAUGUAGAUGAGUUUGUUUCUUCAUCAGAUUUGGAGAAAUGUAUCAUUGUAUCAGUGUCUCAUCAAUGGAUGCUCUUCAGUGAAUGGGUGCCGUCAGAAUGAGAGUCCAAACAGCUGAUAAAAACAUCACAAUAAUCCACAGCACUCCAGUCCAUCAGUUAAUGUCUUUGGAAACUGUGUGUUUACAAGAAAUAAAUAUUGCUUCCUCCAGUAAAAAGUUGUCUCGUCUGAAUCAGGAGAGAAAUGUGCACAGAACAAGCGCUGUUUACAAGCCGAAACCGUUCUAGACAAAUAUGUGCAUUGAUCUUGAUGUGAGAGACAACAGAUGGACUUUUUCACCGAAGGAAGCAUCAUUAUGGAUUAUGGACUCACAUAAGUGGUGGUUUGAAGUUAAAACGUAUUAAUGCUGGAUUUGUUUCAGCUCCGCUCUUCUCCAGAUGUUAAUUGAUG
This is a messenger RNA of Carassius auratus (goldfish), 1169 nucleotides long. RefSeq names its product zinc finger, HIT-type containing 3 (gene znhit3). The transcript is spliced from 5 exons. Gene Ontology annotation, molecular function: protein binding. Gene Ontology annotation, cellular component: nucleus; pre-snoRNP complex. NCBI's taxonomy places the organism in Eukaryota, Metazoa, Chordata, Actinopteri, Cypriniformes, Cyprinidae. The record is from RefSeq and is a predicted model, not a curated record. The coding region runs from base 95 to 541 and encodes 148 amino acids. Gene Ontology annotation, biological process: box C/D snoRNP assembly; snoRNA localization; maturation of LSU-rRNA from tricistronic rRNA transcript (SSU-rRNA, 5.8S rRNA, LSU-rRNA).